Molecule: messenger RNA, 1644 nt
Organism: Gracilinanus agilis (Agile Gracile Mouse Opossum)
Lineage: Eukaryota; Metazoa; Chordata; Mammalia; Didelphimorphia; Didelphidae
Product: zinc finger protein OZF-like
Exons: 1
Coding region: 1-1644 (547 amino acids)
Biological process (GO): regulation of transcription by RNA polymerase II
Cellular component (GO): nucleus
Molecular function (GO): DNA-binding transcription activator activity, RNA polymerase II-specific; RNA polymerase II cis-regulatory region sequence-specific DNA binding
Source: RefSeq, a predicted model, not a curated record
AUGAAUAUCAAAUACUGCAGAAGAAAGAGAAAAUGUAUAUCUAAUAACUGUGGAAAGAUAUUAAAUUAUAAUUCAGAGUUGAAUGUUCAUCAGAAUGUACAUAAAGGACAGAAGCCCUAUAUAUGUGCUGAGUGUGGUAAAGGAUUCAUUGAGGAGUCAAAUCUUAAUAUCCAUCAGAGAAUCCAUAGAGGAGAGAUUCCUUAUAUAUGUGCUAAGUGUGGGAAAGUCUUCAACUGGAAGUUAAUAUCUCAUAAUCAUAAAAGAGUUCGCAGUGGAGAGAAGCCUUACAUAUGUGAAGAAUGUGAAGAAGGAUCCACCCAUAAAUCAAAGCUUCAUGAUUAUCAGAAAGUUCUCACCGAAGAAAAUUGCUUUGAAUGUAAUGAGUGUGAGAUGAGUUUCAGCCAAAAGGCUUUAUUUCAUGCUCAUCAGACAAUGCACAUUAAAGAAAAAUCCUAUAAAUGUGAUGAGUGUGGGAAAGGAUUCAAAAGGAAGUCAAACCUUCAUAGACAUUAUAUAAUUCACACUACAGAGAAGCCCUAUAUGUGUGAUGAAUGUGGGAAAGCAUUUGGAUUUAAGUCAAACCUUCAUAGACAUCAUAUAAUUCACACUAGAGAGAAGCCCUAUAUAUGUGAUGAGUGUGGGAAAGGAGUCAGACAGAAGUCACAUCUUUAUGAUCAUUUGAAUAUUCACUCUGGAGAAAAGCCCUAUAAAUGUGAUAAGUGUGGGAAAGGAUUCAGAUGUAAAUCAAACCUUCAUGAACAUGUGAGUGUCCACUCUGGAGAAAAGCCUUAUAAUUGUGAUGAGUGUGGGAAAGGAUUCAGAUGUAAGUCAAAUCUUCAUAAACAUAUGAGUGUCCACUCUGAAGAAAAGCCCUAUAAUUGUGAUGAGUGUGGGAAAGGAUUCAUACAGAAGUCACAUCUUUAUGAUCAUUUGAAUAUUCACUCUGGAGAAAAGCCUUAUAAUUGUGAUGAGUGUGGGAAAGGAUUCAGUCAGAAGUCAAAUCUUCAUAAACAUAUGAUUGUCCACUCUGAAGAAAAGCCCUAUAAUUGUGAUGAGUGUGGGAAAGGGUUCAGAUGGAAGUCAAACCUUCAUAGACAUCAUAUAAUUCACACUAGAAAGAAGCUCUACAUAUGUGCAAUUUGUGAGAAAAAAUUCACUCAGAAGAAAUAUCUUCAUAAACAUCUUAAAGUCCACUAUGGAGAAAAGCUAUUUAUUUGUGAUGAGUGUGGGAAAGGAUUCAAAUGGAAGUCAAGCCUUUGUGAACAUGUGAAAGUCCACUCUGAAAAAACUCUCUUUAUAUGUGAUGAGUGUGGGAAAGCAUUUAGAAGUAAGUUAAACUUUAAUAGACAUCAUAUAAUUCACACUAGAGAGAAGCUCUACAUAUGUGCAAUUUGUGAGAAAAAAUUCACUCGGAAGACAUAUCUUGAUGAACAUCUGAAAGUUCACAGUGGAGAGAAGCCCUAUAUGUGUGAUGUGUGUGGGAAACGAUUCAUUCGUAAUUCUAGUUUUCAGAAACAUAAGAAAAUCCAUUUUGGAGAGAAACCAUUUAUUUGUGAUAUAUGUGGAAAAGGAUUUAGAGAAAAGUCAAAACUUAAAUAUCAUCAGAGAGUCCAUACUGUGAUUAAGCUCUAUUUUUAUGAGUGA